CAACACUUAUCAUGCUGUUUCUUCUUUCACGAUUUCGGAUUUCGAUAAUGGAGAAUGCCGGCUUUCGGCAGCUAAGGUACUUUUUAAAUUUCGUUUUUAUUGACGUACGUGAUGAUAUUGUAAUUAGAAACGCAGAAUUCGAUGUGAUUGAUUGUAUAAAAUACAAUACUACUGUAAAUGAUGAUUUAAUUACGCGUCGUUCAACAGAUGUGAUCUCUGAGUGAAAUGUAGGUUUUUGUGAACAAAUCAAUAUGGCUCUCAAGCUUGGAAAAUGCAGACUAUGUCUCAAGCUCGGAGACUUCUAUUCCAUCUUUACGGUGGACAACAACUUACAACUCGCCGAAAUGGUUAUGGAAUGUGCCCGGGUUAAAAUAUACGACGGCGAUGGCCUACCAGAUAAAAUUUGCAGCGAAUGUAUUCAAAAACUCAGUAGCGCUCAUAUAUUUAAACAACAAUGCGAACGAUCUGAUCAAGAGUUAAGACGCAACUAUAUUCCUCCGCCAGGCUUUAGUUCACCAACACCACCCAACAGACAGAGCAGUGAUUCAGCAUUUUCGUCACAAACUGAAGUUUCUAAGCCAUCAUUGACAUUCGAAAGCAAAGUAACACCCGUUAGUAGAUCUCGUAAGCGAAGCGGUGAUAGUGUUGACAAUGCAUCUAUAAGCAGCCGUUCUCACGAUUAUCGACCUGGAAGUUCUAAACGCGUCGACGAACUACGAAUGUCUCAGAAGAAGCCUAGGCUUUCGAUUAAUUCGGAUUCUGAUUACGACGACAACAGUGCCUCAUUUUAUUCAGCUGAAACUGACUCUGACGAACCAUUACUACACAAAUGCAAACAAUGCGGUAAAGCAUUCAAGACUGUCAUCAGCUUAACAGCUCAUAUGAAAUGUCACAAACGAAAAAAUGCAUUGAAGAAUUUAUCUUUAGCCGCCCCGAAAGAAAUAAAAGAUGCUACAGAUGAAGAGGAUAAACUGUCAUGUGAUAAAUGCGGAAAGGAUUUUAAAUUGAAAAUAAUGUUAAAGCGCCACCACGAUAUCUGCAGCAAAUCUCCUCGAAAAGAAUUAAUGGUGUCAUUGGAACCGAUCGAUGCAAUACAGCAAGUGGUAAAAAUAGAUUGUCAAAUAUGCACAACAAAGUUCAAGACAGUCGAGAACUUGGAGAAGCACAUGAGGGUUGUGCACGCAGCUGUUCUGAAGAGGGAUAAUCCAACAACAAAUCCAAGCAACGAAAAUGGAAAAAUAUGCGUACCGUGUUUGUAUUGCGGUCAGCCAUUUGACGAUUAUUAUAACCAUAGCGCUCACUUCAAUACGUGCCCUCAAAAGAAUAAUCUCGCCACUUUUGAAUGCCCUGUUUGUACAAAAAUUAUAACUAAAAAGGGAUGUUAUUUCUUACACAUUAAAGCGCAUUUUUUUCCUUUGUCGUCUACUAAAUCUUUACAAGAAAUAAUAGCGAAGCAGGAAAACUUUCAGUGCCGUAUGUGUAACAAGAAAUUGCCUAGCCAAGAUUUGUUGAUAACUCAUCUAGCUGCUCACAUGUCUAAUAUGGACGAGGCUGACGAAGGCGGUGACGAAGAGUCUAGAGCAAGCACAAUAGACGAUUCAGCAUCAGUACAUUCCGAAUACAGUUCAAAUAUUUCUCGUGGACAAUUAAAAUGCAAAACUUGUGAUAAAUCAUUCAAAUACAAAAAAUCUUUAUUGACACACGAAGAAAAACAUUCUCAUGAUGAUAAAAUUAAAACGGAAACACCGGACAGGAACAAUUCGACAGACUUGUUAAACGAAACUACUAAGACCUUGAACCAGUACGAAUCAGAAUCGAGCCAAGACGAAGGCGAAGAAGAUAAUACCUGUGAUAUUUGCGAAAAGCAAUUCUCAUAUAGAAGGCUACUUUUACAGCAUAAACGAACCAAACAUCCCAUGACUUCAGGGUUUAAACGAGCUAAGAUUAAUUUGAAAAAUUGUUCCGUUCGGUGUUUGAUAUGCGACAUUGAAAUGAAAGUGAGUGAUAUUAACGAACACAAUCAGACACAUAUAACUGUUAACAUUAAGCCGAGAAAUUUAUACACGUGUAUGGAAUGCGAAGAGCAAUUUAAGAGUUGCAGUGCGCUGGCAAAUCACAUUAAAUUAGUGCACAGACUAAAGCAACAGCCAAGUAAAAUUAAUGCACCGCCAACAGAUUUGGCGGAUUUUUGUGAGGUCGUUGUGACGAAAGCGGAACCCCUGGACCAGCUCCAGAGUCACAACGGCUUUGGUGAGGUUUCCGCCAACGAUAGUUCACCCUCGGUCAACAUGAGUGGCUUUACUUGUCCAAUUUGUAACAAACAAUUGCCAACGUUGAUAUCUCUCAAAAGACACGUGAACUGGCAUAAUCAUGUUGGGAAAAGUAUGGAAAAGAAGUUGGAAUGCUUUGUUUGUAAAGAGACAUUCCGGUUUCAGUGUCAUUAUAAGAUCCACAUGCGUGAACAUUACAAUGACACUAAUCUUGAUCCAAAAUUGCUAACUUGCUCGAUCUGUAAUCGAAAGAGCAAACACCUCCGUGCGGCCCAGGCACACAUGAAUUACCACAAGCAGACACGUUUUCAAAAUAAAGACUAUGAGUGCUCGAUUUGCAAAAGAGUGUUCCAGCAUCGCAAAGUUUAUCUCUCGCAUAUGGCUAUUCAUUACAAACGCGGCGAGAGCGCCAAUAAUACAAUUGUGGGUUGUGUGCUACCGAACUCGGUCGAUAAGAAUAAAUUUGACGGCACGCAUACCUGUCAUCAUUGUGGUAAAAUUUGCGAUUCGGAAAACUCGCUUAAACAUCAUAUAAGUUGGCACAAUUCUAAGACGUCGUUAUUUGGUGCUCGACACGAAUGUCAUAUUUGUAAUUUGCAGUUCACAAACAAGAGGAGAUUAGAACUUCACACCAGAACACACUUCGAAGAUGAUAACGGCCCUUUUAAGUGUAAUAUUUGCGGAAAAGGUUUCAUAGAUGAAGAUUAUUACAAGAGACACGUAAAAGGUCAUAACUUUGAUCAUCAAUCGCAUAAAAAACGAAUAGAAAAGCUUAGGAAAAACAAAGUGAAGUGUCCGAUAUGUGCUCGUUACUAUCCCGACUUAGUAAAACUCAUUCGCCACUUGCGACGGACCCAUCCUGAGAGUAAAAUGAUAAAGGAGGAUCCGGACGCGCCACCUCCAAGCUAUUAUUCUUGUAAAUUGUGUGCUAAAGUUUUCUUAGACGAAAGAAGAUUACAAUUUCAUGAAGAAGCUCACCUGCGGAAGCCAGAAUUUUACAAGUGUAAAUUCUGUGGCAAGAAGACGAUAUCGUUAAAAAACCACAGGAUCCAUAUUAAAGGUCAUCUCACUCAAAAAUAUAUCGAUAAUCCAUUGAAAUGUCCACAUUGCAUCGAAACAUUUAUGCGUGGUUACGAUUUACAUUACCAUUUGCGGGACGCUCAUGACAUUAAUGAGACGUGGAUAGAGGAACGGCGUAGUCAGACAUUGGACGGUCCUUUAAAAGAGCUACAAUGUUCAAUAUGUUUCAAGGUCUUAGCCAGCAAAGGUAACUUUGAAAGACAUAUUGAUUAUCACAAUUCUCUAAGAUGUAAUUAUUGCUUCGAUUACUUUAGCUCUUUGAGAUUCCUGGAGGGGCAUCUCGCGUUCAGUUGUGACAAAAAGAAACUUAUCGGUGACACAGAAAUUUAUCCGAAAAAAGUAAAGUGCCAUGUUUGUUACAAAGCCUUCCAUUUGCAAGUGAAAUUAGAUUGUCAUUUACGUACCCAACACGGUAUAAAAACGUUUAAAAAAGCAUCCGAAGGAAAACAAGAAAUCGUUUGCGAUUAUUGCUUUAAAGUUUUUGAAAAUGAAUAUGCUCUCAGCACUCAUAAAAUAUAUCACCGUACAGUCGGCUACUAUGGAUGUAUAUAUUGUAGUAGGAAGUUUAACACAAUGACGUUGUAUAGGAAACACAAAAAUCAUCACUUCUCCCAGCUAAAUGUCGAUAAUCCAACGAAAUGUGAGCAUUGUGAUGAGACAUUCGUCGCGUUCAGAGAAAUGAUAUAUCACAUGAGAGAUGUUCACGGAGACGAUAAAGAAUGGGUUGUCCUACCAAAAGAAUCGAUAGAAGAAAAAUGUAAUAUUUGUCAGAAAACAUUCUUCAAUUUACACAGACAUUUAGAUUAUCACGAAGAAAACCGGUGCAAAAAAUGUAGCGAGUACUUCUUUUCCCGAGCGGACUAUGAUAAUCACCUCUGUGCUAUCGACAGCGAUGAGGAAGUCACUGAAACUAAUACGAAUGGCGUUCGGCCUGUAUACGAAGAAUGUAGUUUCUGUUUCAAACCUGUAACUCGAAAAAACUCAAAGCGUUUACACGAUCAAAUCCAUCGAGGAUCUGGUUCUAUUUCAUGCCGCUUCUGCCCACUUAAGUUUAAAACCAUGGAUGCUUUCAAUAUUCAUGCAUUUUCGCAUAGAAGUAGAAAAUAUAAGAAAAAACCAAUAAAAUGUCGCAAGUGCGGCGAGCAGUUUGUGAAGUAUGGUCCGUUCAUAAAACAUAUGAAGUUUGUUCAUAAGUGUUCUAAGAAGCUUCACUACAGAGCCACAGUGAUGGCUGAAAAGUGUAUUGUUUGUAAUGAAGAUUUUCCCAAUUUACAUAACCACUAUCGCGCCCAUUUGCAAAAUCAGUGUCGGCAAUGUCUCAAAUAUUUUACUUCAUCUAAAGUGUUUUCUCUCCAUGAAUGCGAUAAAGAAGAUUCGGAGCCGUCUAAAGUCUUUGUAUGUGACGCUAACUUAUCGGCGCUUAUUAACUCUUAUGUACCAAAAGAUGAAAAAGACGAUGAGAAAUAUUACGGUCACGAAGAGGAGAAAGAAGACGAGAUAGUAAACCAAGAGACGGUGACGCAAGAUGAAGACAGUCAGAAUUCUAUAGACAUUGACGAAGGAAAUGUGCAUGAUAUGGUGCAUGUUCCAAUUAUAUCCGAUGUGUUGUCGCUUUUUACGAAAAAGGAAGUUAAAAGUAAAUGUAAUGUUGAAAACAAUGGACAAAACAGUGUUAGUGGCAACAUUGUGGUUCUUACUGAUGAUGAUUCUAUAGGUUUUGAGGAAAAUGUACCUGUUAUAACGAUAGAUGAUUAAGUUUUAAUAUUGAUUAGAUGCAAAAUGCCUAGAUAGCUUUUAGAUAAGGUCUAUAUCUGAGAUAGGAUUCCGUGACUCUGAAUUUUUUUAUAGCUAAUUUAAAAUUAUCAGAAAAUCUUACCGGUUUGACGAUUAUGUUAUAUGAAUUAUUAAAAAACAAUUUACUAUUUAAUUAAUUACAUUUGCUAAUAUUUUAUAAUGUUUAUGAUAUGACCAUUUUUGACAUCAAUUACAGUAUUUCUUAGCUGUAUAUCUAUUUUUGGAAUAUUGCAUGUCUGCACUGUUUAUUACACUGCAUUUACUUAGAAAUAGGAAAUUUAUAUAAUAUCGCGAUUUUAUUUUAUUAGUAUAUUAUUUUAAAUUUUUUUGGAAAGUGAUUAUUAUGGAAGACCAAAGAAAGGUUUUGAUAAAAAUGUCUUAUUGGUGUAUUUGUUAUAUUCUUUAUUACAUGGUCAGUUACAAUUUAAUUUCAUCGACAGUCAUAUGUAAAUAUUAUACUAAUCACCAGCUAUAAGGCUGCCAUAUUGUUAAUAAAUUAUCGUCAUAGAAAUAUACUUUAGUUGUAGGAUUGGUUAAUUCAUUGUUUCUAUAUGAAAUAGAUAAGACAUUAAGUAACUCGAGUAUGUCAUGCUUUCUAAUAAGCAUCAGUUAUUAUUUUGUGUAUGUCUCCUAGUAAUGGUGGAUUUCAAAUAAAUAUUUCCUUUAGAGUAAGAAUAAGCUCCAACACCUUCUCCUCAAAAAGAGGAGAGGAGGCCUUUAGCCCAGCAGUGGGACAUUCACAGGCUGUUACGGUACGGAGUAUUUUUUUUAAUUUGCUAUAACAACUGGCAUAUCCCCAAAAGAUACUAGUCCGAAUGACUUAUUACUUAGGAUUUUUCUUUUUCAUUGCUAUUUGUGGGUUACAAAAGUAAAUGUUUGACACAAAAUGACAAAUAUAAAAUCUUUGUCUCUAUUACCACACUUAAAUAUAUGUGUUAAAAUAAUACUAACUUGUUCUUCCAAAAAGCACUGUCAAAUGUGGUAAAUAGCUAAAAUCUCUAAGAUUCGAUGUACCUCUGGUAUUGCUAUGAUUUUAUUAUUGUUUUGUAGACAAUUCAAUAUAUAUUUAUAUAUAUAUAGUAUUUAUUUUAUAAGUAUAAAUUACAGCUUUCGACUUGAAAGUACCUAAUAUAAUAAGUAUA
Messenger RNA from Nymphalis io (European peacock), 6286 nucleotides. RefSeq names its product zinc finger protein 729-like. Gene Ontology annotation, cellular component: nucleus. Lineage: Eukaryota; Metazoa; Arthropoda; Insecta; Lepidoptera; Nymphalidae. The record is from RefSeq and is a predicted model, not a curated record. Gene Ontology annotation, molecular function: nucleic acid binding; zinc ion binding. The transcript has 5 exons. The coding region runs from base 252 to 5105 and encodes 1617 amino acids.